This is a messenger RNA of Symbiodinium sp. CCMP2592, 732 nucleotides long. Lineage: Eukaryota; Dinophyceae; Suessiales; Symbiodiniaceae. The record is from the annotation of a GenBank genome assembly.
AUGGCAGCGCCGGCGAUGGGAUCGUUCAAAAAGGCUGCGCCGGCUCCAGAUCUACUUGCAGCCGAACCGCAGAAGGUGAAGAGCUUCGCGAGCACCGUCCAACCUGGACUGGAGCAUCGCCCCUUCUCAGAUGAAGAGAUCAAGGAGGCGUUUGCAACCUUUGACCUCGACAACAACCGCUUCGUGGGAGCUGCAGAGAUCUCGCACAUCCUCAAGCUCAUCGGCGAGGAGGUGUCUCACCAGGAGAUCGAUGAAAUGAUUCGGAUGUGCGACACCGAUGGAGAUGGACAGGUCACAUUUGACGAGUUCUACAAGAUGAUGACUACUCCAGCGCCACCUCUGCCUCCGGAGGUGAGAUCGACAAAAAAGAAGCCCUACUCCACCAAGCUCGGUGGGGCAAAGAGAUAUGCGAAGCAGCUCACGGAGUCAGGCCCAACCUCUUUAGAGAAGGCUACGGCUGAGCUCUCAAAGAACAAGGGCGAUUGGCGUGCGCAGCAGAACGCUGCCGCGGAAAUGAAGCAGCAACGAGCCAUGAGCGUCGAGCAGCUCAUUCACAAGCUUUCUGGUGGCAUGGGCAAGAUCAAGCCUUCACAGAUCAAAAAGAUCUACAAGCGCUUCGGGGACGGGCUCGUCUGUGUGUUUGUCGUUUGUCAUCCCACAGUCUUGCUCUUGAACUCUUGCGACGGGUGGGAGGGUUGCCCAGGUCUGCAAAGACCCCCUCACGCACUGUAA